Frieseomelitta varia is the source of this 340-nucleotide messenger RNA. RefSeq lists its product as uncharacterized. The record is from RefSeq and is a predicted model, not a curated record. Gene Ontology annotation, cellular component: mitochondrion; mitochondrial inner membrane. The coding region runs from base 23 to 265 and encodes 80 amino acids. The transcript has a single exon. Gene Ontology annotation, biological process: mitochondrial respiratory chain complex IV assembly. NCBI's taxonomy places the organism in Eukaryota, Metazoa, Arthropoda, Insecta, Hymenoptera, Apidae.
UCUUUGGUUUGAUAUUUAGGAAAUGGGAAAUUGGCAAAUGGAGAUUGGAAGAAUGAUGUCGUACAUAUUAUUCCCAAUUGGUAUUUAUUACUAUUUUAAUCAGUCAGAAACUAUAGAGGAAUGGAUACAGAAUGAGAAGAAGAAGUUUAAUACCUUGACUCAAGAGGAACAUAACGAACUGGUGAAUUUCAUUGAAGAAUAUAACAAGAAACGAGAAAUCAGACGCAUUACAGAAAUGGAAACACAAUAUAAUGAAGUAAACUAAAUUGAUCAAAUCUCAUUUAUAUAAUACAGUUAGAAUAGACGUAUGUGAAUGUAAAUAUAAAGUACUUUAUCCAAA